UACAAUCGCAAUACCCUGAUCCACUUUUAUACAAGUUCUUAUACACUUAACAAUACAAACAUGACAUAAAUACGCGUCACAAAGCAAGCGAACAAGGAAGAACAAUUUUAUCAUUGUCUGAAUGAUCCCGACUUAUCAGGGGUAUCCGGCAGUCUCUAUACUGUGUUCGGACGGAAUGGCUGGUAAUAACAAGUGGGGAUAUGUGGUGUGUUUUGGGACUAUUAUUACAUUCAUAGCCGGCAUCGGCCAUGUGAAUUCAUUUGGGCUCAUCUACAAUGACUUUAUAAAUGAGACGCAUUCGACAGCGAAGUGCCUAACGACGGCGCAUGGAGUCUUUGCCGUCAUGUUAGCUAUAGGAGGUCUGAUUCUCAACCUAGUAUCCAAGAAGCACACCCUACGCUUCGGAGGUUUUUUAGGAGCAGUGACAUUCACAGUCGGCUCUGUCACCACCAUCUUCAUAUCCAGCACCAAUCAGCUGCCUUUCACCUUCGGAGUCCUCCAAGGCAUUGGUUUUGGCAUGAUGGUUCCAGUGUGCUAUGCCACCAUGAAUUACUAUUUCGACAAGAAGAGAAGGACCACAGUUAUGAGCGUGUGCAAAGCUGUACAAGGGAUUAUACUAAUGGGAUACCCUCAAUUGCUUAGAAAGUUAAUUUCAAGCUACGGGUUCAGAGGAACCUUACUGAUAAUAAGUGGGAUAUCCUUGCACAAUGUACCGGGGAUGGCUAUUAUGAAGACUGAUAAGAAGCUUGUGAAAAUAAAAGCAGCAAGUAUUCUUCCUUUUGAUGUGUAUUGUUUUCCGUUUCAGAUAUUGAAGGUAAUAAUGGGAUAAAUGUUUCAGAUGGCAAUGAUGUAGAAGAUGAUGGAAAGGGAAAGGCAGGAAAGAGUAAAGAAAAUGUACAGUUGUUACAUAUUGCAGCAAAUGAGGUUGCUAAAGAGGAUACUCGUAGCAACUCGAAUAAAA
Cydia amplana is the source of this 961-nucleotide messenger RNA. Its product is annotated as monocarboxylate transporter 12-like. Gene Ontology annotation, biological process: transmembrane transport. The coding region runs from base 122 to 829 and encodes 235 amino acids. Gene Ontology annotation, cellular component: membrane. Lineage: Eukaryota; Metazoa; Arthropoda; Insecta; Lepidoptera; Tortricidae. The record is from RefSeq and is a predicted model, not a curated record. The transcript is spliced from 3 exons. Gene Ontology annotation, molecular function: monocarboxylic acid transmembrane transporter activity.